Messenger RNA from Saccharomycodes ludwigii, 2559 nucleotides. It is a transcript of the gene CCM1, whose product is annotated as Ccm1p. Bases 1 to 2559 code for a protein of 852 amino acids. The record is from RefSeq and is a predicted model, not a curated record. The transcript has a single exon. Gene Ontology annotation, molecular function: protein binding. Lineage: Eukaryota; Fungi; Ascomycota; Saccharomycetes; Saccharomycodales; Saccharomycodaceae.
AUGGGCAAUGGUAUAAUUGAUUCAGAUUUGAAGUCUUUAAUUAAAACGGAAAAUUCUAAGGAAUUACAGUUCAAAAUUAAGCAACUCCAAGAAUUUACCAAGAAUUUGAAAGCACAAUUAAAGGUUUCGGAAGCUAAAAAGAAAUUUGAAACAGUGGAACGGGAAAAUAUUAAUGAAUUAAAAUGGAAAGUAACCAGCCAAAAUAAAACCACAACUUCCGCACUAGCAAAUAGUAGGGAUACAAGUAGAUCCUCGGCCAAUAUAACCAGUUUAAUCACAUCUGAAAAUAACAUAUUUCAAGAAAAUAAUAACCUUUUACCGGCAGCUCUAAAGGAAAUUAUUGGUAAUGACACUCUGAUUUUCCAGUGUUUAGCUAAUUCAAGAAAUAGAAAUUGGAACCCUAUAGUUGAGAAACUAUCGGAAUCUAGUGAAAAACUGUCUAUGAUGUCUGUCAAUGAUCUUCGAUUUCAGUUCAUUCCGUACAUACGAAAUUUAUCGUUUGAAAACAUUGAAAGAUUGGACAACAUGUUAAUGGAGAGAUGCCGGUCCCACAAGGCUGGUCAUGACGCAGAAGUUACAAGAUUUCCUAUGGCCUUUUUUGAAUGUAUCUUUAAAAAUUUACUUGACUCGGCAACAACUGCGUCGAAUACCAAAGAAAACUAUGAAUAUGUUCUACAAUUUUUCGACAAAUUGCUUGGACGAUAUGAUAAAUCACUAGAAACCUAUGGAGCCGAUGGUUUAUUAAAGAAGUUCAAACUUAAUAAUGUUAUCAUGGGUCAUUGUAUAACUUAUAUCGCCAGAAUGGGGGCAUUAGCAGAAUAUAACGUAAUGAAUAAAUAUUUGGCCAAAUUUUCCCAAUAUGGCAUCCAACCAAAUAGAAAUAAUUACACCACGUUAAUUAAAUUUUCCAUUGAUAAAAAAAAUUAUGCACAGGCUUGGGAUUUCUUUGAUACUAUGAAGUUCUUAAGUGUUAAGGAGCACGCGCCUGAUGAAAAAACAUAUUAUAGCAUGUUAUUGAUCUGCAAUGAAGAAGCAAACUACGCAAAGGCUAUUGAUCUAUACAAUGAAUUAAAAGAUUUGUAUGAUAAUGCAAAAAGCUCAAAAACGAACAAAGUUUUCCCAUUCCACAUUGAUUCAUCCAGUAAAGAUUUGCAGCCUUCAAUAAAAACAUUGUCUUUGAUGGCACUGAUUUUGGCUAAAAGUAGCAGAGAUAACAUCAUAUCAGAGGGUAAGAGUGGAUCUUUGCGACUAUUAGGCUGGAAAUAUAUACAUGAAAUAUGUGACAGAAAGGAUGUACAAGUUGCAGAAGCACCAUCUACAACUUUAUCGCGGUAUGAUAAAGAUAGUGGCGAUACCCUUAACAAUUUGGAUUCUUUUUACGUUUUAAAGGCCAUGAUGGCAUUAGCCUCCUAUGAUGGCGACGUUGGUCUAGCAAGAGCGUUGUAUUUUAAGUAUGUUAGUAAAAUUAAAAUAACAGGAUCAACAAAAAUCAAUUUGGAUCCUUCAAUGUUUAAUUUACUAAUGCACUCGUAUUCUAGGUGUAGAUUCGAUCAUAUUCCGGUGUUGCUGGGCUACGAGGAGGGUUCCAAACUAAGAUCGCAGAUAUUAUCUAAUGUUGACUACACCGGAAGAACGCUAGAAGAAGCAAAUUCUAAAGUCAUACUUCCACCAUUUCUACCUAAAGCAGAAAUUUUGACCAAGGAAGAAAUUCUAAUGGAAUCAAGAGCACUUUGGCAGUUCCAUGUCGAAAGAAUGUAUGAAAAUUCCGAUACUAUCCAAAUCGAUUAUGAAAAAGACAUCGAAGCAUGUAAGAAGAUCAGUACAGAUUUCGAAAGUUUUAAAUUUAAUAUGUUUGCGUUGAUUACAAACUGGAAAAAAUUAUCACACGUUGAUGACAAUUUAUUGAACACGAAAAAUUUGUGUACAUUUUUAAACACGGCUAUUUCCAUGGAUGAUCUAAGAGAAUAUCUUCUAAGAUUAAGAACGUUUUCAUACGAAGAGCCUCAGUUGGAUGUCAUGCUAAAAAGGGAGUGGGACAAUUAUUCACAAAAUAUCAUACCAUCAUUUACUGGAAAAUCUACAGACUCUACGUUUGUCAACACAGAAAAUAUAAAACAACAUAAUAGAUAUGAUAUGUUUUCAAUGAGAUAUCGUAUACUGCAGCAAUCUGAAAUCUAUUUGUUGUCAAUGAAAGCUGCUGUACACUUUAAAAAUUUGGAUUUGGGUAAGGAUAUAUGGAAAAAAAGAGGAGGAUACAGAAAAACUUGGGCAUUCAAAAAUGAUCCAAACUGGAAGAAAAACGAUGAAAUAUUUGCCGUUAGCGUCGUUUCAUUUUUCACAGAAUUGGGCUAUUUAACCGACGCAAUGAGUGUUAUCAUGUCUUCUAAAAAAUAUAUAAACUGGUCCUACCCAAUGGUUAAAAAAUUACACCAAGCUUUAUUGGAGAUAGAGGAUGUUCAUAGCAUUGAAAUUUUACUAGAUAUUACAAAUAAUAAAAAGGACUUGUAUGAACAGAAAUUACAGGAAAUUGGCAAAAGUUUGGAAAAGCUAAAACUUUAG